CGCAAAGAAGAUCUCUUAUUAAUUUCAUGGCUGUCACAGAGAGUGGACCUAUGUUUUUAAAGGCCAUCGAUUGUUCAAAUGAGAUCAAAGACAAGGAUUUCAUUGCCAAACUUAUGAGGGAGGUAAUUAUGGAGGUUGGUCACUCAAAUGUUGUGCAAAUAGUGACGGAUAAUGCAGCCGUUUGUAAAGCAGCAGGUUUAAUAAUUGAGGCUGAGUUUCCUUCCAUCUAUUGGACUCCAUGUGUUGUCCACACAUUAAAUCUUGCUUUGAAGAACAUAUGUGCAGCCAAGAAUACAGAAAAAAACAAUGUUAUUUAUGAAGAAUGUUCUUGGAUCACCCAAAUUGCGGAUGAUGCAAUGUUUGUGAAAAUUUUUGUCAUGAGUCACUCUAUGAGACUAUCAAUUUUCAAUUCAUUCAAUUCAUUGAAAUUACUAUCCAUUGCUCCAACAAGAUUUGCCUCCACUAUUGUAAUGCUCAAGAGAUUCAAGCAAUUGAAGAAAGGACUCCAAGAGAUGGUCAUUAGUGACCAAUGGUCUUCUUAUAAGGAAGAUGAUGUUGCAAAGGCUAAAUUUGUAAAAGAUACUUUGUUGGAUGAUAAAUGGUGGGAUAAGGUUGAUUAUAUUCUUUCUUUCACUAGCCCUAUCUAUGAUGUUCUUAGAAGAACUGAUACAGAAGCUUCAUCUCUCCAUCUAGUAUAUGAAAUGUGGGAUUCAAUGAUUGAAAAGGUAAAGAAUGCCAUAUAUCAAUAUGAGAGAAAGGAGGAGAGUGAAGGAUCAACCUUUUAUGAGGUAGUGCACUCCAUAUUAAUUGACCGUUGGACUAAGAGUAGCACUCCUCUCCAUUGUUUAGCUCAUUCCUUAAAUCCAAGAUAUUAUAGUCAUGAAUGGCUAAGUGAAGAUUCUAAUCGAGUUCCUCCACAUCAAGACUUGGAACUCACUCGUGAAAGAUUAAAAUGCUUCAAGAGGUUCUUUCUUGAUAUGGAUGUAAGGAGGAAAGUGAAUAUUGAGUUUGCCAACUUCUCGGAUGGAAGAGAAGGUUUUGAUGAUCUUGAUUCUUUAAAUGAUAGAGGUCAAAUGGAUCCAAAAGCUUGGUGGCUAGUUCAUGGCAUUAAUGCUCCAAUACUUCAAAAGGUUGCCCUUAAGCUACUUGCGCAACCUUGUUCAUCUUCAUGUUGUGAAAGGAAUUGGAGUACAUAUUCAUUCAUCCAUUCUUUAAAGAGAAACAAGAUGGCACCACAUAGAGCUGAAGAUUUAGUAUUUGUUCAUAGCAACUUACGACUUCUCUCAAGGAAUACUCCACAAUAUCAUCAAGAGGAAGCUAAAAUGUGGGAUGUAGCCGGAGAUGAUUUUGGAUCACUUAAUGAUUGUGGUAUUCUUGAAAUUGCUAGUUUGUCUUUAGAUGAACCAGAGUUAGAAAGUGUCUUUUUCAAUGAUGAUUGCUAG
Glycine soja is the source of this 1442-nucleotide messenger RNA. RefSeq lists its product as uncharacterized. Gene Ontology annotation, molecular function: protein dimerization activity. The transcript has 2 exons. NCBI's taxonomy places the organism in Eukaryota, Viridiplantae, Streptophyta, Magnoliopsida, Fabales, Fabaceae. The record is from RefSeq and is a predicted model, not a curated record. Bases 27 to 1442 code for a protein of 471 amino acids.